AUGUCGAUGAACUUCGUGACGUUUAACCAGGACUAUAGCUACCUAGCUGUGGCGACUUCCAAGGGGUUUCGCAUCUUCACCACGGACCCUUUCGCGAAAAGCUAUGAGACGAAGGAAGGGAAUAUUGCCAUCAUUGAGAUGCUAUUCUCGACGUCCCUGGUUGCGCUGAUACUAUCACCACGUCGCCUUCAAAUAACUAAUACCAAGCGCCAAUCCACGAUAUGCGAAUUGACUUUUCCCACGACCGUGCUGGCAGUGAAGCUGAACCGGAAACGGCUUGUCAUUGUGCUGGAGGACCAGAUUUACCUCUAUGAUAUCCAGACAAUGAAGCUCCUGUAUACCAUCGAGACCUCUCCCAAUCCCAACGCACUAUGUGCCCUCUCCCCAUCCUCCGAUAACUGCUAUCUGGCAUACCCUCUGCCGCAAAAGGCACCGCCCUCUACGUUCCAACCUCCAGCUCACGCUCCUCCGGGGACGACUCAUGUUACACCUACAAGUGGCGAGGUCUUGAUCUUUGAUACUUUAAAGCUGGAAGCGAUCAACGUUAUUGAAGCGCAUCGGUCUCCGCUAGCGUGCAUCACGUUGAACAGUGAUGGAACCCUUAUAGCCACGGCAUCGGACAAGGGAACUAUCAUACGGGUAUUCUCUGUCCCCGACGGGCGCAAGCUUUACCAGUUCCGGCGAGGGUCGAUACCAUCCAGAAUCUACAGCAUGUCUUUCAACACCACCUCGACUCUCCUUUGUGUAUCUUCUUCCACGGAAACGAUCCACUUAUUCAAAUUAAGCCUUCAAUCACAGUCACCGGACGCCACACCAUCCUCUUCACUUACAGCCGCUGAUCGAAGGUCUAGCCAAAGCUCAUUGGGGCAAUUGUCUGACGCCGAUGACAGGGUUGGAGAUAUGGGCUCCUCCGAGCUUGCGUCGAGGAAACACAAUGGAACUCUGAUGGGCAUGAUCCGGCGCACCUCACAAAAUGUUGGCAGCACAUUUGCUGCCAAGGUUGGAGGCUACCUCCCCAAGGGAGUCAGCGAGAUGUGGGAGCCCGCCCGAGACUUCGCUUGGAUCAAACUACCAAAAUCUAACCCAGGGCCCGGAGCAAAUGGGAACAACGGCCCGUUGCGCAGUGUGGUCGCUAUGAGCGCCAACACUCCCCAGGUUAUGGUGGUGACUAGCGACGGCAACUUUUAUGUGUUCAACAUCGAUCUCUCCAAGGGUGGUGAGGGGACGUUGACUAAACAAUACUCGUGA
Messenger RNA from Aspergillus niger, 1248 nucleotides. RefSeq lists its product as uncharacterized. Gene Ontology annotation, molecular function: protein binding; phosphatidylinositol-3-phosphate binding; phosphatidylinositol-3,5-bisphosphate binding. The transcript has 4 exons. Lineage: Eukaryota; Fungi; Ascomycota; Eurotiomycetes; Eurotiales; Aspergillaceae. Gene Ontology annotation, biological process: protein localization to phagophore assembly site; protein lipidation; nucleophagy. The coding region runs from base 1 to 1248 and encodes 415 amino acids. The record is from RefSeq and is a predicted model, not a curated record. Gene Ontology annotation, cellular component: extrinsic component of membrane; cytosol; phagophore assembly site membrane.